AUGAAUUCGACAUUACCUGCAUUAGACAAGCCUGUUGCUCGAACCAAAGAAAUUGAUAGCGUUUGUGUGUUUUGCGGAUCUGGCCCGGGCGGUAAUCCCGAAUACGUUGAACAAGCAUCAAGAGGUGGAUCUGUCGGUGUAAUGGGUGCUGUUGCUCGAGGAGUGAUCGACAACGGUGGUAAUGUGAAGGGUAUCGUUCCCGAGCCGCUUUUUCGUCAUGGAAGCAAGCAGAUUGCCAGUGAAACGAUCGUUGUUGCUGAUAUGCAUACCCGCAAAAAGACGAUGGGUGACCUUAGUGAUGCAUUUGUAGUCCUUCCUGGGGGCUUCGGCACUGCUGAGGAAAUGCUCGAAAUGAUUACAUGGUCGCAACUAAACAUCCAUUCCAAGCCCAUCUUGUUGUUAAACACCAAUGGAUUCUAUGACUUGUUUGUAAAAUGGAUCGAGCAUGCUGUUCAAGAAAAAUUCAUCCACAGCAACAAUGCACGCAUUUUUGUCCUUUGCAACACGAUUGAAGAACUUUUAGACGCAUUGAAGAAAUAUGAGGCACCAACUGGUCGUUAUGGUUUGGACUGGAUAAAAUCCAGCGAUGGAGUCAGUGGACGCGACGUGACCUAG
Molecule: messenger RNA, 615 nt
Organism: Zychaea mexicana
Lineage: Eukaryota; Fungi; Mucoromycota; Mucoromycetes; Mucorales; Lichtheimiaceae
Exons: 5
Coding region: 1-615 (204 amino acids)
Biological process (GO): cytokinin biosynthetic process
Cellular component (GO): cytosol
Molecular function (GO): hydrolase activity, hydrolyzing N-glycosyl compounds
Source: RefSeq, a predicted model, not a curated record